AUGAACGGCCUCUUUUUUAACCAGCAUCUAGCUGGACAGAAUCUCACUACUGAUGCCGCUAUUGAGAACCUCAUCUCGACCUUUAACGAGCUCAACAGUAACGUUAUUGAUGAGCUUCAUGAGGAGCCUAGUCCGCUCGAGUUUAUGCGAUAUGUGGCCCGGAACACGCCAUUUGUGAUUAGGGAUGGGGCAUCCUCGUGGAAGGCCUGUCGGGAAUGGAACUCGGCUUACCUGCUUUCUGCACUCAAGAAUCAAUCUGUCAACGUUGCUGUGACACCGUAUGGAAAUGCUGAUAUGCCAACCGUUCCUCCUGGCGAGGAUUCUCCCGUCUUUGCCAAACCCCACUACGAGGAUGAGCCUUUUGAGGAGCUCCUCGAAUAUGUUGUUCGUCAAGAGACGGACCCCGACUUUCCUAGUGAUGCAGAGAUUCGAUACGCACAAACUCAGAACGACAAUCUCCGCGAUGAGUACGUCACACUCUUCUCAGACGUUCAGAAGGACAUCCCCUUCGCUAGGAUAGCACUGGACAAGAACCCCGACGCCGUCAACCUGUGGAUCGGCAACUCCAAGUCAGUCACGGCAAUGCACAAGGACAACUACGAAAACAUCUACGUCCAGGUCUUGGGAAGAAAGCACUUUGUCCUGCUCCCCUCGCUAUGCCACCCCUGCGUCAACGAGCAGCCCCUGAGGCCUGCCACGUAUAAGCGAGGGGACGACGGCUUGCAGCUUGUGAUGGACUCGGAUGAUGAGGCUGUGCCUUUUGCAAUCUGGGACCCCGAGAAGCCGGAACAGAAUGCCACGCGGUUCUCGCACCUGGCUAAACCCCUGAGAGUUACUCUGAACCCGGGAGAUAUGCUGUACCUCCCAGCCAUGUGGUAUCACAAGGUAUCGCAGUCGUGCGCCGAAGAGGAUGAAGGCUUUGUACUUGCUGUCAACUACUGGUAA
Molecule: messenger RNA, 945 nt
Organism: Fusarium vanettenii 77-13-4
Lineage: Eukaryota; Fungi; Ascomycota; Sordariomycetes; Hypocreales; Nectriaceae
Exons: 5
Coding region: 1-945 (314 amino acids)
Molecular function (GO): 2-oxoglutarate-dependent dioxygenase activity
Source: RefSeq, a predicted model, not a curated record